AUGGACCACCUCCGUGAUUCUCUGCUGAGCUCUUUGCCUCGGGACAUACAGUCUACCGGAACGAUCGAUCAUGCUCGCAGAGAUCAGGAAGACACACGCCAGUCUAUCGCUCGGGGUGACAUUAAAGAGGUCCGAGAAAUCGCUUUCAGUAACAGGACCUGGGUCGUUACCAGCCGAUACUGCGAUAUUGGAGACGGUGCUGACUCCCUUGAACGCCACAUACACUCCCUGUGGUAUAUGUACUACGAGCUUGGCCGGAACAUAUCUUCUGAAUCACCUGAGCAUGAGGGAAUAGUCCUCGAUAUCCUCCGCAUUCAAGGAAUGGGACCGUUGACUAGACCCGCACGGGGAGUUUAUGGGAUUGAUAUCGCAAGAACCGUGGACGGUACACUGUGGAACGAUCUCCCCUUUUUGGUUGGUGAUAUGACCAAUUUUUGGAUCGAUCAUAGCGCUUCUAUGUCGGGAAAACACCGUCUGAACUUUGCAACGUUCCUAGCCAAACUUGCAUCCGUCCGUAUCGCUAAGGAUAGGCUGUGCCAAAUUGCUCUUCUGAUCUUCCGUGCUCUCUUCGAAAACCCUCAAGUACUUCGCUCUGGGGAAGAAUCAGACGAGGAAGACCCCAACCGAGGUACUAAGCAGCUUGAGGUCUUUCAUCUGUUACCCGCUGGUGUUGCUUGGCUGAAAAUAGCAAGCCAUAACCUCCUCUUGCUAUCAGAAGUGUAUUGGAAUGACUGCCCUAGCCAUAUAAGCAAGAGUGGUGAAGAGUUCCUCAAAUCGGAGCUCGGACAGCGAUCACCUGCUGGAUUCUCGCCUUGGCGAUAUAUGUUCUGGCUGAAGCGACUUCAUGAGCUUCAGGACCAAGCGAAGGAAGCCAAUGAGAAGGUUUUGGAGGAGCUUGCCGCUGAUGGCAUUCAGUACAUGAUCAAUACAAUCAAGCAGAGAAAUUCGGAAAUCCUCAGGGCUUACAAGAAUGGGAGCGAUGCGUUGCACCGGAACAAGUAUCUGUCGUGCCUCAAACGCCUUGCACGCGUUGAGGAGCGAGAGUCAUAA
Penicillium subrubescens is the source of this 1050-nucleotide messenger RNA. Its product is annotated as DUF3632 domain-containing protein. The transcript has a single exon. The record is from RefSeq and is a predicted model, not a curated record. Lineage: Eukaryota; Fungi; Ascomycota; Eurotiomycetes; Eurotiales; Aspergillaceae. Bases 1 to 1050 code for a protein of 349 amino acids.